Messenger RNA from Ectocarpus sp. CCAP 1310/34, 1031 nucleotides. The record is from the annotation of a GenBank genome assembly. NCBI's taxonomy places the organism in Eukaryota, Phaeophyceae, Ectocarpales, Ectocarpaceae.
GUACAAUGUUUCUCAUCUAAUUGUCACGCAUUCAAUACUUCCACUUUACUCUGAUGACCGCAGCACUACACAACCGUCUAGAGAGGUCUAGAGAGGAGGAGCCAUCGCUUGGAGGAAAGGGGAAGCGACGUGCGGCGGUUGAUGCUGGGUUGGGUGGUAGCGCGGGGAAACGGGCUACACCUGGUCCUGGCAGCAGCGCGGGCGGCAAUACGGGCAGCACCCCCGGCGGCAGCGCGGGCGGCAGCAAGGGCGGCGGCAAGGGCGGCAGCGCCGGCGGCAGCGCCGGAGGCAGCGCAGUUGGCAGCGCCGGCGGCAGCGCGGGAGGCAGCGCGGGAGGCAGCGCGGGAGGCAGCAAGGGCGGCAGCAAGGGCGGCAAAGCGAAGCCCGGAUCAGACCACGGCAAGAACAAGCCGACAGUCGCGCAGCGAUGGAAAAUCGUUGAGGCCGUCCGAGGCGGCCGGCAAAGGAGCAAGGUUGCGGCAGACUACAAUGUGGGCAAGGCAUACGUCAGCAACCUGAUGAAACCCCCCAUGAUCGCCGCGCUUGAGAAGGCCCAUGACAUGGAGCUCAACAUGGGCGCCAAACGCGCACCAACGCUGGUACACGCGGAGUUGGAGGCUCGUUUGAACCAAUGGAUCAAGAUUGCACGACAACGAUUUGAGCCAACCAAGCUCGGGUUGAGCGGUAUCAUGAUCCAGACCCAGGCCACGAAGUUCGCGGCGGAGAUGGACNGACGUGACCAACUUCACCGCGAGCAACGGCUGGCUACAUCGCUUCCUUUCUCGCUACGGCCUCGUGCACGUCAACCUGCACGGGGAAGCUGGUGACGUGAACAAGGCUGCGGCUGAGAAGGAAAUCGCGCACAAAUCUACGAUUUCAGAGGGCGAGGUUCGCUCUAGUCUCGAAGAUGUCCGCUCUUACUUGUACACACAUGGAAGAGACGGCGAGUACAGCGAAACGGCGUACCUUCUUUCGAAGACUUUGCAUUCGUUUACUCAUGAAACUCAGGUCAAGCGAAGAGCACAGGAGGG